CUUGACGCAGCGUGACAGAUUAAGGUUAUUUUUCUGUUUAUUAUUUCCAAAAUUACCUAAAGUUUUUUCUCAACAUCGUUAAAUUACAAUUUAUCGCAAGAUUUCUGUUAUAUUUGAAUAUUUGGUUGGUGACCGAAAGCAAAAACAAAAAAUAUUAACACCAAAAAAAGAUGUAUAGUGGGAUGUUACAGCAACUUCUGCCUCUACGAAGUAUGUUAACUACACAACUAGCAAAUUUCCACACCAAAGGAGCUUGUUAUGCGGCUGCCAAGAAGACAACGACGGCAGCUGGAGGUGUGAUGGGUCUGGGAAAGGGUAAGAAGAAAGCUGGCAAACUCACUGCCAUGGAAAAGAAAGAGAUGCCUGUAGAAACAGAUCCCCACAAGCUGGUCAACUACGUAUGUGGCUCCAACAUAUACACGACAGGUGAAGAUGUCAAGAUAAAGCCGGACAGUGAGUACCCAGAGUGGUUGUGGAGCCUCAACACGGGGGCUGCUCCUCGCAUCGAGGACCUAGAUCCGGAGACAAAGCAGUACUGGAUCCGGGUGCGCGCCGCCGGUAUGAGGAGGAACAAUAAACUGCGCAGUCUCAGGAAGUUCUAAGGCCCUUGUUGUCUGUUAGCUGUUCUAAUUAAACUAUUUAUAGCCAAUAAAUAAUAAUAAAACUAUAUGACAAA
Messenger RNA from Bombyx mori (domestic silkworm), 676 nucleotides. It is a transcript of the gene mRpL54, whose product is annotated as mitochondrial ribosomal protein L54. Gene Ontology annotation, cellular component: mitochondrial large ribosomal subunit. The record is from RefSeq and is marked provisional. NCBI's taxonomy places the organism in Eukaryota, Metazoa, Arthropoda, Insecta, Lepidoptera, Bombycidae. Gene Ontology annotation, molecular function: structural constituent of ribosome.